AUGCCACACGCCCUCUCAUAUGUUGACAUCGAUGUCAAUUCUUCUUCCGACGUAAAAAAGGACAAGUCUGUUACCGACUCCGACUCGAAUAGGGAAAUAAUCUUGUUUAAAGGACGAGGCAACCGCCACAAAGCCAGACGCGGGUCUAAGUGGCGUGGACGCAAUCGACCAGCCACUUCGCCCAAACCUUCAAACGCCUCGGCUCGGGAGCCUAUAGAAAGUGACGACGACGAGGGUACCAAUGCAGCGAUGGAUGAUUACAUAUCCAAUAUACUCCUAGAUGAAAUGCAACAGACGCAACAAGAUCAAGUCGAAAUCCCAGAAAACUUUGACAACGGUAUUCCGGGUACACAUAUUUCAGAACCCAAACCCGGCCGAGUUUCGCCCGUCGGCACAGAUGUCAAUUCUGACGAAACUGACAACGAAGACUCUGACGGCCAAACAUGGGGUUUAUCGGCAACUAUGGAUGAUUCGCAAUUAGCCAGGCUACUGGCAAAACAAGAAGAGCUAGGUUUAGGGAGCGGCAAACUUCUAUUGCUUGACGGGGAUUCGAUCGCAGGAGGUGACCAAGGAAUGAUAGGCCGACGUGACCGCAAAGCAUCGGCAAAGAAAAGAUCGACCCCUAUGGAUACCUUGAAGAAAAACUUCGCGACUGUGGGCGGCUCAUACCCUAGCGCUGAAGCUGUUGCUGAUGCCUUUGAACGGCUCAAUAUGAGCGGCUGGGGGGGGGCUCGCGAUGGCCUCGAGUUAAACCUCUCAGAUUCCGAGCUUGAGGUACAGUUGAGAAUGUCAUGGCAGAAGGACCGACAGCGGAAAAAGGAGAAGAAGCGUGCUCGUGAGGAACUGCGAUCAAAAGGCCUUCUCAGAAAGGACGCAAAUUCGAACGAUCCCCGUGUCAAGUAUCCCGAUGGAAUGCAUAUGGAUGACAUCAAGACUGAAUUUUUUAACUUUCUGAAUGGCACAGAAACCAGGCAAGCUCCCUCUCCCUAUUCUGAUUAA
This is a messenger RNA of Grosmannia clavigera kw1407, 999 nucleotides long. RefSeq names its product r3h and g-patch domain protein. Bases 1 to 999 code for a protein of 332 amino acids. Lineage: Eukaryota; Fungi; Ascomycota; Sordariomycetes; Ophiostomatales; Ophiostomataceae. The record is from RefSeq and is a predicted model, not a curated record. The transcript has a single exon.